AUGGUCAAAGUCGCUGUUUUGGGUGCCUCGGGGCAGAUUGGACAACCCUUGAGUCUCCUACUCAAAUCGUCACUUCUUGUGACAGAUCUCAGACUUUACGAUGUUGUUCACGCUGUGGGCGUGGCUACGGAUCUGAACCAUAUUGAUACUCCUUCAGUCGUUAAGGGUUACCUCCCCGAGAAUGAUGGUCUUCAAAAGGCUCUUAGCGGAGCGGAAGUCGUACUGAUCUCUGCUGACUUGUUCAAGACCAACGCCGGCAUCAUUGCAGACUUGGCUGCUGGAGUUGCCCAGUUCUGCCCUAAGGCAUUGGUUGCAAUUAUCACCAAUCCAGUCAACAGCACUGUCCCCAUUGCCGCCGAAGUGUUGAAGAAGCACGGAGUUUUUGAUCCCAAGCGCUUGUUUGGCGUCACGACACUGGAUGUCGUGCGCGGAUCCAAGUUUGUUGCUGAUGUCCUUGGCAAUAUCAGCCCACAGGAUCUCAAGGUACCUGUUGUUGGCGGGCAUUCCGGAGCAACAAUCUUGCCGUUGAUUAGCCAAUCCCAGCCCCCAGUACAGCUAACCCAAGAGCAAAUUGAGGCUAUCACAAAUAGAGUCCAAUUCGGCGGAGACGAAAUUGUCAAAGCCAAGGCCGGUGCUGGGUCUGCGACAACAUGCAUGGCGUACGCUGGUUUCCGCUUUGCUCAAGCCAUUAUCAAGGCAUCUCAAGGCCAAAGUGGUAUCGUGGAACCUGCCUAUGUCUACCUCCCUGGGUUGCAAGGAGGUGAGGCUGUUGCCCACGAGCUUGGAGUGAGCUACUUUGCUGUCCCGGUAACCUUCGGGCCCGGCGGUGCCGAGACCGCGCAUCCCAUUGGAUCUUUGUCUGAUUAUGAAAAGGGUCUCUUGCAGGUGGCCAUCGAUGAACUGGGAGGAAACAUCAAUAAGGGGGAGGCCUUCAUACAGUCACGGGCGUAG
Molecule: messenger RNA, 951 nt
Organism: Colletotrichum scovillei
Lineage: Eukaryota; Fungi; Ascomycota; Sordariomycetes; Glomerellales; Glomerellaceae
Product: malate dehydrogenase
Exons: 5
Coding region: 1-951 (316 amino acids)
Biological process (GO): carboxylic acid metabolic process; tricarboxylic acid cycle
Cellular component (GO): cytoplasm
Molecular function (GO): L-malate dehydrogenase (NAD+) activity
Source: RefSeq, a predicted model, not a curated record